Molecule: messenger RNA, 7550 nt
Organism: Scatophagus argus
Lineage: Eukaryota; Metazoa; Chordata; Actinopteri; Scatophagidae
Product: tenascin-X-like
Exons: 19
Coding region: 232-6666 (2144 amino acids)
Molecular function (GO): protein binding
Source: RefSeq, a predicted model, not a curated record
UUUGUUCCAGGAGGAAAACCCCUGGAGGAGCAACGACCAGCCUGCCAUCAGCUCUGCAGAGUCUGACUGCUGACAGAAACCUGCUGCUCAGCGCUUCAUCCAUUACAACAAGUUGAAAACAACCAGCUUCACGUCAACCACGCACACACACACACACACACACACCCUGCUUCAGUCAGCUUAGCUUUCCAGCUUCUUUCCUCCCCUCUUUUUCCUGCUCCGACCCCAGCGAUGUGUCCCUCCAUCCCCUCCCUCCUCCCCCUCCUCGUGCUCCUCCUGGCUCCUCCAGUCCUCCUGACCCCAUCGACCUCGCAGGAGUUACAGGUCAGAGGUCAGCGGACACCGAGGGACACCAGGCAGGACUCCAUCAAGGUGCUGAUCUCCGAGGGCUGCGCCACACAGGGCGACUCAUCCGACGCCAGUCACGGAGGUAAAGAAAUUGACCUGAGUCCAGGUUCUCCUCUGGUCCUGACCCAUAAGAUCAAACUGGUCCCGUCGGGAUCAGGACCCGGGUCCUGUGGUUGCGAGGCGGACUUUGCUGCCCUGCGGGAGCGUCUGGAGAGGCUGGAGAGGGAGGUGUCGGCCCUCAGGGAGAAAUGUGGAGGAGCCGAGGGAGGCUGCUGCACCUCCAAGGAGAGCAAAGGUGCUGGUUGCUUCAUCAAACCAGACAUCAACGAGUGUCCCAACGAGUGCAGUGAUCAGGGUCGCUGUGUGGACGGCAAGUGCGUCUGCUUCCCAGGCUUUAGCGGACCCGACUGCAGCGAGUCCGACUGUCCCGGAAACUGUAACAACAAUGGACGCUGUGUGAAUGGACAGUGUGUUUGUGAUCCUGGUUUCACUGGACCCGACUGCUCCCGGAGAGGCUGCCCUGACAACUGCAGCAACCAGGGCAGGUGUGUGAACGGCAGGUGUGUGUGCAACAGUGGCUUCACAGGACCCAGUUGCUCAGAUAAAACUUGUCCCUCAAACUGCAACAACAGGGGGCGCUGUGUCGACGGAGUGUGUGUUUGCGAUGAUGGAUUCAGCGGCCCAGAUUGCUCAGAAAGAACUUGCCCAAAUGACUGCAGCGACCACGGGAAGUGUGUGAACGGGAAGUGUGUGUGCGACAGCGGCUUCACGGGAGAUGACUGCUCCGACAAGUCCUGCCCCAGAAACUGCAACAACAGGGGGCGCUGUGUCGACGGACAGUGUGUUUGCGAUGAUGGAUUCAGCGGCCCAGAUUGCUCAGAAAGAACUUGCCCAAAUGACUGCAGCGACCGCGGGAAGUGCGUGAACGGGAAGUGUGUUUGCGAGGCGGGCUUCGCGGGGCCGGACUGCGCUGCCAGAGGCUGUCCAAACAACUGCAGCAACAAAGGACGGUGCGUCAAAGGAAGGUGUGUCUGUCGACGUGGCUUCCGUGGACCAGACUGCAGUCAGUGCGAGGAGGGGAUGACUGGACCAAACUGUGACACUGUCAUGUCUGGCGUUUCUCAGCUGACUACUCGGGACAUCACCGAGACGUCUGUCACUCUGAUCUGGACUCCACCUCCCGUCCAGUACGAGACCUACCACCUCACCUUCACCAGCCAGAAGGAGAGCGACCAGCAGGUGACUGUGCAGGUGGAGGGCAGCCUCAGCACCUUCACCCAGACGGGCCUGGCAGCCGGUCAGGAGUACAUGGUCAGCAUCACCGGAGAGAUUGACGGUCGGCGGGGAGCCGAGACCUUGGCUGAGUUCAUGACCCUCAUCUCUGGUCCCACCAACCUCCAAGUCGUCAAGACGACCACAACGUCUGCGGUGGUCCAAUGGGAGCAGUCACAGGGUGAGAUUGACAGAUAUCGCCUGACCGUUACACCAAAUGAUGGAAUGGGGAGGAGUCAAGAAAUGACCGUCCCAGUUGGCCAAAACUCCGCCCACAUCCAGCAGCUGGAGGCGGGGCGCUUGUAUGACAUCACACUGGUGGCGGAGAAGGGCACAAGUCGGAGUGAAAUCGCAACCACCCAGGUUACUCCCGGGGAGACGUUACCAACGGUUACCAUGGCUGCUUUGACCAUGCAGUUCACAUUAGCACCUGGACAACAUGUUGGCAACAGAGACCAAGCACUUGGCCCAACACCUGAGGUACAGGUCUUUGACCAACAGGAAAGGAGGGAAGUUGGGAGGGAGGCUGACUCUGUGAGAGACUCUACAGCCUCUGUGAUCGCAAGGACUAAACCUCUGGUUAGCAGAAAGAUGGCAAAUGAUGGCACCAAGCCCAAACUCGCUGAAAGGCUCACAUUGACCAAGAGGCCAAAUGGUCCAGGCCCUUUUCGUUUCAACACUACCAGAGUUGUGCCUGGAGCGAGAAAGGUUGGCCCAGGUCCUUUGAAAAAGCCACCAGUGCUGGAGGAAAAGAAGAAGAAAGUACCCCCAGUACCCAAAAAACUUAGACCAGGUGUCCCCACCAUUGGAAACAGGACAGUAGUUUUGACUGUGAGAGACCCAAGCGUGGAGACAUCAAAUACUGAGAGGAGUGAUGACAAAAAUCCAGCUAAAAUGUCUGGGACUGAUUCAGAUACAAAGAGACAAAGUAGCUCAGAGAAACCAACUACUGCUGUUGGUUCCAAAGUGCAGCCAGAUGUUGGCAUGACAGACCAUGGAAACAACACUGCCCCAGUGCCUUCAGAGCCACCUGGAAGUGUUCAAAGCCAAGAGAAUAAAUGUAUGAACAAAAUUAAAGUGACACACAUCAGAUUACCCCAUAAGGAUAGAGGCAGCAGGUGUAGAGGAGAUGGAACAGUAGUUGAAAAAACAGGCGCACAUCGAGAUUCCUCAGAAACAGAAGUUACUCCUGGUUUAAAUCCCUCACCUGCAGAGAAAGACCUCGACUAUUCACCUGAUCCUUUUCAUAAGCUCCUGACAGAUACUUUUGACAGUUUGAAUAUCACAACCUUUUCUGUUCACCUGUCCCAAGCAUCCAACCUCUCUGUCAAUUCAGAAAAAGUGAGGAACCAUAUUUUAAGUGGCCUGAAGCCAGUGUCACCGUUAUCAUCCUCAUCAGCCUUACGAUCAUCAUCACAUUCAUCAUCAUUAUCACAGUCCUCAGGUGGACGAUCACCAUCACUGCAAUCAUCUUCAACAUCUUCACUAGUCUCAUCUUCAUCAACAGCAGCCCCAUCAUCAUCAGUAACAUAUUCAGUUUUAUCAUCAUCCUCAUCAGAACCGUCGCCAUCAUCACCUCCAUUGUCACUAUCAUCAUCGUCACCGUCACCUCCAUCAUCAUCUCUUCCUAGUUCAGAUAAACCAGGUUCAGUUGGAAAUGAACCAGAUGCUGACAAGAGUAUUACCAACACUGCAUCACUCAAAGAGAGAAAACCGCCACCGUCAGGAAAAGGUGGUGUACCUCUUUUUCGUCGCACACCUGCAAAAUCUGGAUAUAUCCGUCGCCCACACCCAAACUUUGCAUCAUUUCAGAACAAAACUCGUCCAAAUAUGAGAACUCCUCAUCGUUCCCCCCUUCAUUUGAACUUCAUCCCUGGAAGAGAGACAGAGCCCAUAGGUCCAUCUACAAGGGAAUUAGUGUCUUCAUCAUCUUCAUCUGCUUCAGAGGAAACAUCCUCAGGCGAGGUAAAUGUACCCGUGAGGGAUGCAAGUGGAUACAAAGAUGGGGAAACUGCACUUGCAUCUGCUAAGGUUGAACAAAAUGAGAAAACAAUGCCAACAGAAAGAGGACGGAACCCAACUCAUCGUUUUCCUCUAAAGGGGGGAUACAUACGUCGCCCACUUCCAAACUUUGGACCUUUCAAGAACCGAACUCAACUAAAUCGAAGGCUGCUGCCUCCCCCCUCUAAACCUUUAAAUCCUCCAUCAGAAACAAAGAAUUCUACUGAACUCUCAGCAACUUCAUUUUCUCCUGUUUCCAAAGAAUCCUAUCCAGCUGAAGGUACGAGGCCAAUAGGAGAGGAAAGUGAAGCCAUAGUUGGGACAAGCGUGUCCUCAGGGUUCAAUCAGACCCUCAGAAGAAAUGAAGUGCCUUCCUCCCAUCGGCCAACCACCAAAGUUGGUUACUUCCGUCGGCCACAACUGUAUGGUGGACGUUUCCAAAACAGAACCCAUAUAAACCUGAGACCGCCUCAACAUCCACAUAAAGGUAAUAUACGCAAGCCUUUCACAACCGCACGGCUAAAUGGAGGCACCAACAUCAUUGUUGGAAGUCAAAGCAAUCUUUUAGAAAAGGUCAGGACCACUGAAAUGACAGGUAAUCAAUCAGGAGAGCAGGAUGCCCCAAUGCCUACCCCAGGAGUCCAAAUUAGACAGUCAGGAGAACAAGAAACUCAAGGGAUAAUUCCAGGGACGACCAUCAGACCACAGGCAAACGAAUUAGAAGAGGGGGACAAUUCUCCAGUCCAAACUAGCCAGUCCGAGGUAGAAGAAACCUUAGUCGCUAACUCUGACUUUGACAUCCAUGAAGAGAGAGUCAGGGUUGCUAACUAUACUGAUGUUACAGUUCAGCGUAGACCAAAUAUAAAACAAACUGCCCCAAGACCAUUCACAUCUUUAAAGAGACAACUGCCAACAAGAAAGACCCAGAUGAGACACUACAUCGCUGGGAGCCAAAGGAUGGAGGAUACAAAAACAAAUAUUACUGCAAAAAGGUUGCUUCACAGUAAAUUUGAACAGACAAGAAGUGCUAAUUCCAAACCUGUGGGUGGAUCACACGUUUCCUCUUCUGGAGUCACACGGGAACCUCUGGACUACAUGGGAGUGACAAACCGCACCUCAGAUGGAUUUACAGUAACGUGGGGCUCACCAGAAGGGAAGUACAAAAGCUUUGUUGUGACAAGGAAAGAAGUUGGGAAAGAUGAAGGACCAAAGCAGAAGGAAAGCAAGAAAAUUGAAGAAGGACAAGAAAACUCUGAGAAAGAGGGUCUCAGUGAAGAGAAGGAAGCAAAUCCCCAUCCAACCAAAGCAACGGAAUCAGAAAAUGGGCACAGUGAAGAUAAAAACAGAGUACCUGAAAAUGUCUUUACUCACAUUCCAAGGAUCCAAAGCAGCACAACAGCUAGACCGGUUACAGGAAGUGACAAAACCUUCAAAACAGUUCUUCCUGGUUCAGCUCGCUCCAUCCAGUUUCACAAUCUGUCUAGUCAGACUGAGUACACCGUGACUUUGGUUGGAAAGGGUCCUGGUCUUCUGUCCAGACUGCACAAGCUGGUCAUCAGUACAGGCCCAGAGCCUCCCACCAACAUAGUCUUCAGUAAGGUGACUGAAAACUCUCUGACGGUGUCCUGGACCAAACCCAAGAGUCCCGUCAGUGGCUUCAAGGUCACCUACACCCACACAGAGGACGGUGAGCCGGUCUCGGUGUCUGUGGACUCAGACGACUCCACCCUCGGCCUAUCGCAGCUCUCGCCUGGUUCUUCGUAUGAGGUCAGCGUCGUCUCUGUGCUCGGAUUGGACGAGAGUGAUCCAAUCAGAGACUUUGUCAGGACUCUCCCUGACCCGCCCACUGACCUGCGGGCAGUGAACGUCACGGACACCAAGGCUUUGUUGUUGUGGCGUCCAGCGUUGGCUGCCGUCGACAAAUACACCAUCGUUUACGGUUCUGGGACGGGAUCAGAGGUGAGGGUCAGUGUGUCUGGAAACGCAGCAGAGCAGCAGCUGAGCGGCCUGGAAGGAUCCACCACCUACACCGUGACCAUCACCAGCCAGCUGGGCAGCCUGCAGAGCUCGGCGACCACCACCACCGUCACCACCGGCAGAGGUUCCGACGGCAAGGGGGACGGGCCACGCGACCUCCAGGCCAGCGAUGUGACCCCUCGCACCGCCCUGUUGUCAUGGAAACCACCCUCAAAUCCUGUGGGCAGCUACAGACUGACCUUUCAGACCGAAGGUCAAGAAAUGAAGGAAGUGACUGUGGAUGCAUCAGUAACUGCGUACAACCUGACCAGACUUCACCCUGGGUCGAGGUACUCGGUGCAGCUACAGGCAGAGGAAGGAGGACAAGCCACUGCUGCCAUCUCCACCGAGUUCACCACCGGCACCCUGAGGUUCCCCUUCCCCGCUGAUUGCUCUCAGGACCUGCUGAACGGCAUCAGGGCGUCAGGCGAGGUGGAGGUGUUCCCCCAGGGGAAACACGGGACUCCCAUUAUGGUUUACUGCGACAUGGAGACAGAUGGAGGAGGCUGGACGGUCUUCCAGAGGAGGAAGGACGGCUCAGUGGACUUCUUCAGAGGUUGGAAAGACUAUGUUAAAGGAUUUGGGGAUCUGAGUGGAGAGUUUUGGCUGGGCCUCGAGAGCCUCCACAACCUGACGACGAUGACCACGAUGAGCCUGCGUGUCGACCUGCGAGACAAAGACGAGUCGGCGUUUGCUAAGUACACGACGUUCCAGGUGGCCAAGAAGAACUACAGGCUGACUGUGGGUGGAUACAGCGGCACUGCAGGCGAUUCUCUCAGUUAUCACAACAACCGGGUCUUCUCCACCAAAGACCGCGACCCAGCGCCGUUCAUCACUCGCUGUGCCAUGUCGUACCGAGGGGGCUGGUGGUACAAGAACUGCCACGAGGCUAACCUCAACGGCCUCUACGGCAUCUACGUCAAACACCAGGGUGUGAUCUGGACCUCCUGGAAAGGAAAAGAGUUUUCCAUCCCGUUCACUGAGAUGAAGAUGAGACCAGCAGAGUUCAGUCCUCCGACCAGCGGGUGAAAGAGAGAGAAGACAAUGAACUGCUAAACACAUGCAUGGACAGCAGUGUGUCAAUACAUGCACACACACACACACACACACACACACACACACACACACACACACACACACUGAUUUUAACAGGGAGAUGAAGACAUUUUUUUCAUUUGUAUAGAGGUCAGUUAUCAGUAUGUUACUGUAGAUUGUACAGUUUUUUAAUCUUCUUUAAAGCAGGGUGGCUCCCACUUGCUUAAAGGGUCAGUUCACCCUCAUUACAAAAACACACCCGUCUACCCGUGCUGGUGGUUUUGGUUUCAUGUGUUGAUUGUGAGAUAUCUGAAACUUCUGCCACACUGACAAAACGCCAGAUGUUUGCAGAACUUUCAUCGUUUUUUUCCAUCAGGCUGGUUACUCUCCAAAACUCGCUUUUUGUGUAAAUAAUCAAAGAAUUGCAGUAAAAAUGCAGAAUCAUUACUACAUAGACAUUUGUUGUUAGGUGAGCAAAAACCUGCUGGGCUUUCAUUUGGUUUUUACACCUAAAAGGGAAAAAAAAUCAGUUUUUACCAGCCAGCAGGUGCUGCUCUGCUCAAAUCAAAAACGCCUUUGCUGUCCACCUGAAAUGAAACCAAAGUGACUAUGGUUUGAAGCCUGAAGAGGGUCUCCUGGCCACAGCGGUGCUUUAAAGCCCAGCAGCGCCCCCUGCUGUUGCACUGUGGCCCUGCAGGCUGUGGUCCUGACCCUGGACAGGAGCAGGUGAGUGAUGGAGAGUUCGUACUCGUUGUGGUUCAGCUGCCGACUGUCCUCUCAGCGUUUGUCCUUCUGUGCCGUCUUUCUGUGAAUGUCACAGUGAUUUAUUUUCCUGUUUAUGUCGCCCCCUAAAAGAAUAAAAUGGUUGAAAAUGAAAA